Molecule: messenger RNA, 633 nt
Organism: Nymphaea colorata (pocket water lily)
Lineage: Eukaryota; Viridiplantae; Streptophyta; Magnoliopsida; Nymphaeales; Nymphaeaceae
Exons: 2
Coding region: 44-478 (144 amino acids)
Source: RefSeq, a predicted model, not a curated record
CUUUUCGUCUUCUCCCAUAAGUAGCUUGCCUUAGCAGUCAGCGAUGGCACUCAGCAAAUUCUCUCUCCCCAUUAUCUUUGCUGUGAUCUUGCUCUUUGCCCAAGUCCUUGCUCGUGACUUGGAAGAGAAACCUGCUGCUGACAAGAAGGACGCGACUAUCAAGGACAGUGAUGAUGGAUAUUGGCAUGGGCGUGGUCCAUAUGGCCAUUAUCCCCCGCGCUGCCGAUUCCUCUGCGGCCACCGGUGCUGCUCGGAGGCAGAGUUUGCUGCCUACUCUCAGGGCGCUCAAGACCAGGCUGCCGAUGAAUUCGGUGACGAGAAGCAUUCUGGAUAUGGAUAUGGCUAUGGACGCGGGCCUUACUAUGGCUACGGAGGAAGGCCCGGAUAUGGGUACGGGCCACCACACUGCCGUUACUACUGCGGCCACCAUUGCUGCUCAGCUCAGGAGUACGCUGAGUAUGUGCAGGAUCAGAACUAAGAACAAUGUUCGUUUUGGUUGUAUCUGUAGCCAAUGUGCAUGUUAAUUACCAUAUGUCGGUAACACUUAAAUAAGAACAUGCACUUAGGGUCUAGUGACUUCUUAGCUAGUUUGGGUCCAUAUAACAGCGUUGAUCUGGUUGUAUGGUUCUUUGU